AUGGAAUAUACUAUUAAGGAUAUGAGUGGAUUCCUAUUAAAUAAGUAAACCUACUCCUAAUCCCUAGAUAAUAUAAGCUUCUCAAAAAACUAGGAGCAGGAGCAUUUGGUGAAAUUUAUUCAGCUACCGCCAAUGGUUAAGAUUACGCGAUCAAAAUAGAGAGAUCUGAUACUAAACAUCCCCAACUUCUUUUUGAAUCUAAGCUUUAUUAAUAUCUAAACAAUUCCCCGAUUAUUGGCAUUCCAAAAUAUUACGGAUAUUUAUAAUAAGACAAUUAUAAUUUCCUAGUCAUGGAGCAGUUAGGCAAAAGUCUUGAAGAUAUUUUCACAGACAAUAAUCGCAUCUUUUCAUUGCAAUCAGUUACUGUCUUAGCUCUAUAAAUGUUAGAAUGUAUAGAAUUCUUACAUAGCAAAUAAUUCCUUCAUAGAGACAUCAAACCUGAUAAUUUCUUAUUAGGCAAAACACAUAAAGAUAGAGUUUAUAUGGUUGAUUAUGGAUUAGCUAAAAAGUAUAUUAAUAAAGAUACUCAUAUUCCAUAUAAAGAUAAUAAAGCUUUGACUGGAACUGCUAGAUAUGCUUCUAUUAAUACUCAUUUAGGAAUUGAAUAAUCUAGAAGAGAUGAUUUAGAAUCUCUUGGAUAUGUUAUUAUGUACUUCUUGAGAGGUACAUUACCAUGGUAAAAUUUAAGAGCUAAUACUUAAAAGGAUAAAUAUGACAGAAUUAUGGAAAAAAAAUUAGCCACUUCAAGUGAAACUUUAUGUAAAAAUCAUCCAAAAUAAUUAUACCAUUUUAUUGAAUAUGCUAAGAAUCUUAAAUUUGAUGAAAAACCAGACUACAAUUAUCUUAAAAAUCUUUUUAUGUCAAUUAUGAAAGAAAAUGAACUAAGAAUUGAGUACAUUUAUGAUUGGGAUGAUGAAGAUACUCAUCGAGAGAAAAUACUCUUAAAGAAUUAAUCCUAAAACUAAUAAUAAGAUUAAUAAUAGAGUAAUAAUCUCAUUAAGAAUACUAACUACUCUCAAUAUAAUAAUAACAGAUAAUCAGUUAUGAGAACUAAAACAUCAUCCAUACAUUCAAUAAAUAAGAUAUCAGUUUUAAAAAUAUAAUAAAAUUUAAAUACUUAAAAUAGUUAAAUUAACAAUAAGAAAAACCCAAUAGAAAACAAAGUUAAAUCAAUUAUCAAAAAACAUUCGAGCUUACACUAUAACUGA
This is a messenger RNA of Paramecium sonneborni, 1208 nucleotides long. Lineage: Eukaryota; Ciliophora; Oligohymenophorea; Peniculida; Parameciidae. The record is from the annotation of a GenBank genome assembly.